Rhopalosiphum padi (bird cherry-oat aphid) is the source of this 3412-nucleotide messenger RNA. Its product is annotated as homeobox protein PKNOX2-like. Bases 461 to 1735 code for a protein of 424 amino acids. The record is from RefSeq and is a predicted model, not a curated record. Gene Ontology annotation, molecular function: DNA-binding transcription factor activity, RNA polymerase II-specific; RNA polymerase II cis-regulatory region sequence-specific DNA binding. Gene Ontology annotation, biological process: regulation of transcription by RNA polymerase II. The transcript is spliced from 9 exons. NCBI's taxonomy places the organism in Eukaryota, Metazoa, Arthropoda, Insecta, Hemiptera, Aphididae.
GGCGACGAUGAUAAUAAAAAAAACCAGCGUUAGCGGAUCCCUUAUCUCUCCGUCUCUCUCUCGGCGUCCGACGUACAUGUCGUCCGGUCGUCGGUGUUGUUGUUAUUAUUAUUAUUAUUAUUAUUUUUAUCAUCGUUACCGCACAACGACGACGACGACGAUGACGGUAUUAUUGAUGUAAUUAUUGUUAUUGUUGCCGUUCCACAUGCACGCGCGUAACGCGUCGCCGUCGCGCGAUCUCCGUCUUGCCGGCACAUCGUUCGUCCGACGGCGUUUCGCCCGGUGAACGUGCGUGCGCCCAGUUCGCCGGAUCCGGCGCCGUCCGUCCAACCGACCGCAUGCCCAACAGGGGCUCCGAGCACUUCCGCUGUCGUGUUGAUGUCUACCGACAACUGUAGACGACUGUAGCCCGUUUUCAAUUUAUAAUAAUGGAAAAAGAAAACAAAUGUAAAGCUUAAUAAUGGUUUCAUACUCAGAUAGUGUAACAUCUAAUUUAACGGCUAUCGCCAAUAAUAAUAUUCAACAAACAGAUCAAGCAAUAUUUGAAGCUGAUAAGCGAGCUGUUUAUAAGCAUCCACUUUUUCCUUUACUAGCAUUACUUUUUGAAAGAUGUGAACAAGCCACUCAGUCAGCAGCAAUUUCAAAUUCUGAAAGUUUUAAUAUGGAUAUACAAGCAUUUGUUCAACAUCAAGAAAGGGAUAGAAAACCAUUUUUAAUUAAUGAUACAGAAAUAGACGGACUGAUGAUUAAAGCUAUUCAAGUAUUACGAAUACAUUUAUUGGAACUAGAAAAAGUUCAAGAAUUGUGCAAAGAUUUUUGUAGUAGAUACAUAACAUGUCUAAAAAUUAAAAUGCAAAGUGAAAAUUUAUUACGUUCUGAUUACACAUCGGGUUACAUAGAAAAUAAUAGCAGUGGUAACUCAAGUAAUAGCAAUUCUCCAUUAUGCCAUUCUCCACACCAUAGUCAGGUGAUAUCCUCUUCAGGAGUUUCUGUGCGGCAGUCUGGAGACAACGAUGCUAUAAAACCAAAAACAAUAAUGGAUUUAAAAAACAUUACCUGUCUUUUGUCAAAUAUACCAUCCUCCACAUCCAUAGAAAUGAAAGAUGUAUCUCAAGUCUCAGAUGUUUCCCAACUUGAUUUGACAGUCACUAAAUCUACACUUCAAAACUCUUCUUUAGAAAAAACACCAUUAUCAGCAAUCGGUACAAAUGUAUUACAGAAUAAUGUUUCUAUUUUACAUGGUUCCUUAUCAGCUACUAGUGGUGGCUCUUGUGAUGAAGAAGAUGACUACUUUGGGAGUAAAAAGAAAAGGCAACAAAAAAGAGGAAUUCUCCCUAAACAGGCUACAAGUGUAAUGCGAUCUUGGCUUUUUCAACAUUUAAUUCAUCCUUAUCCAACAGAAGAUGAAAAAAAAAUUAUUGCCGCACAGACUAAUUUAACAUUGUUACAAGUAAAUAAUUGGUUUAUCAAUGCACGAAGACGAAUAUUACAACCAAUGCUUGAUGCGUCUACCCCUGAUAUUGCUGGUGAACAAAACUUUACUCUUUCUAAAGAUAAGUCUGCAAUUGUUGAUAAUAACAAGUUUUCAUGGCCUGCUGAUGAUUUAUUACAAUCUCAAAAUGUCAAUGAAAAUUCAAAUGAAUCAAAUUUUGGCGAAAGUGAAGCAGAAGAUGAUGAUGAAGAAGAAGAAAUUAGUGAUAUUUUUUCUCAACAUAGUGUUAAUGAAUCAGAUUAGUCAGUGUUUUAAGAAUAAUCUUAAUACAUUGUACAAUGUAUAUGAAACAGUAAUCAUUUUAUAUGUAUGUAAAAAGUACAUAUUAUUAUAUUAUAUACAGUCAAUGUUAAUGUUAAAUAUAUUUAAUAUAUUUUACAUAUUAGAAGACGAGAGAUAAUUAACUAAUAACUUAAAUAAUAUAAUUUAUUGAAAACACAUUGAUAUGUUUCAUAAAGUGUAUUAAAUGUACUUAAGUGGUUUAUUAAGAUUAUAAUUAUCAAUAAAUCAAUUGAUAAAAUGUGUUAUUAUUAAAUAAAUAAAUGUUCCAAGCCUUUAUAAGUAUUAUAAGUAAUAAUAACUAAUCAAUGACUGUAAAAACAAUUUGUACAAAAGUAAAUUUUAUUUAGAAUAACAAUGUUUGAGAUUUAACUAGAGUUAUUGCAUCAUUUAAAUACAUUAUAGAAAUAUAAUAUUAAAUGCUAAUGAUUUAAAAAAUAAAAUUACAGUCUAUUCCAAAUAAGAGUAUAUCGGUUUGUGCAUUGCUCGUGACCCUAAUCCCCCCAUCCACAAUCUAUGGGGUUUAAGCUUAUUAACAAAUAGGGUCGUCAAACAAAAACUGGUUAGGUGAUCAGUAUAUUUUUAUUUGAAAUGGACUAUGUAUUGUAAUUUCAUUUAUAUUUCAAAAUCUUGAGUUGUCUUAAUAUUUUUAAUAUUAAUUUGUUAACCCGAUUACUAUAAAAUUAUAUUUUUAAUGUGUUCUUUUUUUUUUUUACAUAAGAUUAGAACAUCAUUAAUGAAAUAAUAAUACUACUUUUAUGAUCAAUUUCCACCUAUUAUAAUAAUUAUUCAUAAUAAAAUUGCAGCAGUGUUCCUCAGCCAAUAUUUUAACGCUUUGAAAAUAAAUGUUAAAAGAACCAUAAUACAAUCUGUAGUGGAUGGCAAAUUUUCAAAUUUACUAAUUUGUUAUCUAUAUUAAAUAUAUAUACAUUUAAAAUUAAUUCUUAUUUCAUAAAUGUAAUUGCUUAUAUUGUAUAUUUAUAACUUUUUUUGUUGGUUUAACUCUUUCAUUACUUAAUUAUACAUUUUUUUGAAAAAUUGUUUAUAUUCAUACCUACUCAAUUAUUUUUAGAAAUCUAUGUUAACUUAUUUUUUAUUCUCAUUCUUGUCUUAUACUAUAUAUUAUUGUAAACAAAUUAAUUAUAUUUUAGGAAAAGUCUGCAUAAUUAUUAUAAUAAAUAUUAUAUAAUACAUCUUCAGUAUAAUAUGUAAUCUUUUGUGAACUUUUAAUCGUUUUAGAUUUGAGGUAAUAUAUUAUAAUUUUAGUAGACAUUAAACAAUUCUCUUUAAACAAAUACUCGAUAAAAAUAUUUUGUUAUUUAUUUAUUAUUUUUUUAUUAUAUUUUACAUAUUAUUCAAGAUAAAUGUUUAUGUGGCAACCUUUAAAAAAGUGUAAUUCUUAACAUAAAUUCAUCAUUAUAUUUAAAUCAUGGAUUUUUAAAUGAAAUAAUUUUUUUUUAAAUUUUUCUGAUAUAUUUACAUGUUUUUUUCAUCAUUGAAAUAAUUGUAGAUAAUGUAAAAUCAAUUAUAUUAUACAUGUAUUUUAUGUUUGAUAUAAUACCAUAUAAGUAUAUCAUCAUUUAAAAUUAUACUUGCUUAUUGUUUUAUGUGAAAUAAAUCGUAAAUUGAGUAAUGAUAUAA